Molecule: messenger RNA, 3741 nt
Organism: Oncorhynchus nerka (sockeye salmon)
Lineage: Eukaryota; Metazoa; Chordata; Actinopteri; Salmoniformes; Salmonidae
Product: protein unc-13 homolog D-like
Exons: 33
Coding region: 94-3399 (1101 amino acids)
Biological process (GO): secretion
Cellular component (GO): exocytic vesicle
Source: RefSeq, a predicted model, not a curated record
AUCCACUAGACACAGCAGACAACACACAGCCACACACACUCAGUCAUACAGUCUCACCAAAGACGGGCAUUUGGCUGUUCGUCCACCUCAACCAUGAUGACAAGCCAGGAUGGAUUCUCCAGAACGGAAGACGACCUACUACAACCUCCCGAUCAGACUCAUGGCUCAACUUGGAACAGACAGAGACAGGACUUUAAAGAGAAUGAGAACCCAGAAGAGAAGGAGAAAAGACAUAAGGAGCAAGAGCUCAAGUCGCUGUAUAAAGAGCUGCUGUACACUAUCACCCACAAGCUGGGGAAGCCAGCCUCGGCAGAGGUCUUCACUGACAACCAGCUGCACCAAUACAUCCGAGAGGCUUUCUCUAUGGCAGUGGAUGAACACCAGAGUCUGACAGAGAGGGUCCAGAACACAGAGCCUCCAAUCUACUGUCUGAUGGCCACUGUGAAGGAAGCCAAGGGCAUCCUGGGAAAAGAUGUCAGUGGUUUCAGUGACCCAUACUGCUUACUGACCAUCCUGGAGGAUGAGAAGGAGAGCAAGACACGACGGUCCAGACCUAAACCCCGUAAAGCCGUGGUGAAGGACGCCGUCUCAGACGAGAAGGUUUACACGACAGACACAAAGAAACAGACCCUCAACCCCAUCUGGAACCAGACCUUCGUACUGGAGUUUGAAGACACUGCAGUGGCCAGCUUCCACAUUGAGAUGUGGGACAAGGAUGAGGAGUUGUCUCUAGCACAGAAGCUAGAGGAGAUCCGAACCAAUUUUCAUGGACUGAGGAGGAUGAUCAAAGAUGCUAAGAAGGAGAAAGGCCAGGAUGAUUACUUGGGAAGCAUUGUGCUGAGACUGGAGGACCUGCAUUGUACAGAGGAUAACUGGUAUGUUCUGGAGCCGAGGACAGAGACUUAUCCAGAUCGGGGCCAGUGUCAUCUGCAGCUCAAAUUCAUCCAUAAAGAGAGAGACGGGACAUUGAGUGCUGGUCGUAGUGCUUACGUCAACUACUGUGGGAUCCUACUGCAGUUUGUCCAGUCACACAUCUCUAAGCAGCAGGGUAGUGUUCCAUGGAAGGGGGAGUUGUGUGGGGAGGGACAGACCCUGUUGGACCUCUACGCCACUCAGUGUAACCUCUCACCUUUCCUGCAGGACCUGGCGAAGUGGAUGGCCUACAGUAAACUAUACCAGAGUUUAGAGGUGGACUCCUCAGUGCUGCUCCAGCAGCUGACCAGUAUAGAGUACCACUGGCACCAGCAGGAUCUGCCCUACCAACAGAAACAGGAGCUAGGGGACUCUCUCUGUGGUUUCCUGCAGUACGGACUGUGUCUCGUGGCCAAAUACAGAGACAUCUUUCCCCCAACGCAGGACGCUACCCCUCGCUUACACAGACUGCUCAGGAUCCUGUCUCAGGUCUGUAAGACGCAGGCCUUUCAGAAACUAAACGCAGCUCAGUUUGACCUACAUGACGAGGUCAACGAGGCUGUGCACGCUGGUACACAGGAGUGGUUCGCCAUAAAGAAAGGGCAACACCAGCCCAUGACCAAGGACCUGACAGAGACCGUGAGUGCUCUCUCUAGACUGAUAGAUGAAGUACAGCAGGACAUCAAGCACAACAAGGACAGCUGGAAUAGAGUGUUUGUCAGUGCUGUGCAGGUGGAUGUGUUCACUGUAGUCUACCAAAAGCUGGACUUCCUGCUGGCGGGGGAGGUGAGACACACUCUAAGCCUGUUGGAGGGUGAGAUGGAGCAGAAUCUAGCCAAUAGCCUGUUCCCUCUCUACCUAAGUCUACAGGUCAUCCACAAAGACAAGGCCUUCCUACAGAAAAGGGGUAAACUGUUGGAGCUGACUAACUUCCAUGAGGGCUUCCGUGAGGCGCUUCCCUAUUGGUUGAACAAGGCCUUCAGCACCACUCAGGACAGGGUGGAGAGAGCUGUACAGGUGGACCAGCUCCAGCCGCUGCAGUCGGGCCCGGUGCCCAUAAAACACAGCUCGUCGGCAGUAGACCUGGUGACCUGUGUCCAGCCCAUCUGUCAGCUGUGGGAGCAGCUCUCCUGGCCAGACCCCGAGGAGGCCUUCAUGCUCAUGGUCAAACUCACUGAGGAUGUGUGUAAGAUUGUGAUGAACUACUGUCGUAUCCUGAAGGAGCGGGUCAGGGAGCUGUCUGAGAACUCAGACCCCGGCAGGGCUGUCAACAUGCUGUGCGUAGUAGUGAAUGACUUGGAACACCUGAGGUCAGUGCUGAUCCGCCUGCCCCAGCAACUGAACUGGGCAGGGCUUCGAGAACGUACCCUUCACGUGAUAGGGGACCCUCAGUUCCACAACGUGCUCCCCUCACAGCUGCUGCAUGCACAGGGGGUCCUCAACAAAGAGAUACGCUCUGCCUUAGAGACCGUUGGACGGAAGCUGAAUUCAGACAUUGCGAUGUACGUCCGCAGCAUGUCUACUCGAUGCAGAAUCCCCUCCAAGUCCACGGAAGAAGCUGUGGUUCCCCUGAUAAAAUAUCUGGAGAGAGAACUGCAGUACAUGAAUGAGAACCUAGUCCAAGAGAACUUCAACAGGUACAGUCUGUUGACUCCGUUGUGGACUAACUCCAUAAGGACCUUAUACCAGGUAGCUACACAGCAGAAGCAGGAGGAUGGACUCAUGGUGUUCUGUCAACGACUGCAAUUCACACUCCAGUGUCUGGAGCAGUGUUUUCAUGCUGAGGGGAAUGGAAUGCCACUGGAUACUCUUCACGUUGACAGCUACAAGAUUCUGAAAGCUCAUCUGACACACAACUCUCUCAACUGCCAGCAGCUCAUAGAGAAAUUUCUGGAUAGAAAAGUAUGGGAGCAGAAGGUUUACAGUGGAGAGAAGUACGGCGCGGUCACACUCCUAGCAUCCUACAGGAGGUCUGACCAUAGACUUAGAGUGGAAGUGUUGAAUGCAGCUAACCUCCUACCUAUGGACUCCAACGGUUCCAGUGAUCCGUUUGUCCAGUUGCGUCUGGAGCCUGGUCAUGUGUUUUCUGAGGUGGAGCCUCGCACCACCCAGAUCAAGAACUGUGACCUCAACCCCCUGUUCGACGAGGCCUUCGAGUUUCUGGUGUCAGUGGAGCAGUGCCAGGCUGCGGGGGCGUGUCUGGUGGUGACAGUGUUGGACUAUGACACCCUGACAACAGACGACUUCGAGGGGGAGGCCUUCCUGGCUCUGAAGGCAGUGCCGGGGGUCGGAGGGGGAUCAGGGGACAGACAGGGGCACCAGCCAGACCCCUCCCCGGCCCAGAUACGCCUGCCGCUCAUGCACCCCAAACCAAACGAUGACAGUAUCCUGAAGCUGUUGGAGUCGAGGAGAGGAGAGAGGGAGGCUCAGCUGUUUGUGAAGAAACGCAGACAGAGAGAGAAACAGUCACAGGAGGGGAAACAAUAACACACAGCUUCAUCCAAAAAUAUACAUUUGUUUUAUUUUUUUAUACCAAAACACACAAAAAUGAAUCACUGUUGGUGGCUGCAGUAGGACAAGGUGUGAACUUUGUGCCAGGUCUAUGUAUAGUAGUAAUCAUGUCUUUUCACUGGUUAUCAACACACCCCUGCUGUUUCCAAAGCCUGACACCUGGUGUAGUCAGUGCAUGUAGCAAGUAUGACAUACAAGAACUAUGUAUGCUUGACAUGAGUUUGACAAACUGUGAAAUAUCAAAAUGCUUACAAAUGUAAAUUAUGCCCCAAAAACAUUAUACAUAGAUUUUUAUAAAAAGAAAAGGCUGGCAUUUGA